AUGAAGAAGGAGGUUCAACAACUGCUGUGGAAAAGAAAGUAUGACUUCACAAAGGCCAUGCAGGCACACAGAGCAGCUCAGUCAGAAAUGUCAAAGCAGAAAGCAGAGGAGGAAAAGGCAAAGAAGAAGGAGGCAGAAAACUCAGUGGCCAAGAAAGAGGAUUUAAGACAAGAGGAAUGUGAGGAAGAGAAAGAAAACUCAUGCAUCAGUGAGGAAGCCACAUCAAAAAUAGGAGAGGCAGAACUAGCCACUCAAGACAUGUCUGUUGAGGAAAGUGAGAAGACAAAAGCCAUAGGACCAGCACCAGAAGAAGAUCUCAUCAAGCUCACCUCACGUGAAAAGAAAAAGAUUGACUGGCGAGACAAGCUUUAUUUAGCGCCACUCACUACUCUAGGGAAUCUGCCUUUUCGCCGGAUCUGCAAACGUCUUGGGGCAGAUAUUACUUGUGGAGAAAUGGCAUUGUCAGUUAAUCUCUUACAAGGUUCAGCUAGUGAGUGGGCUCUUGUAAAGCGGCAUGAAUCUGAAGAUGUUUACGGAAUUCAGCUUUGUGGGAGCAAUGCAGAAGCCAUGAUCAAGUGUGCUGAACUUCUUGACAGAGAAAUUGGUGUUGAUUUUAUUGAUAUUAAUAUGGGAUGUCCCAUUGACCUUGUAUAUAAACAGGGUGGAGGCAGUGCCUUGAUGCGCAGACAGAGUUGUCUAGAACACAUGGUGCGUGGUAUGACAAAAGUAAUGUCCAUACCACUCACUCUGAAAAUGAGAACUGGUGUAUAUAGAGAUGCAUCAGUGGCUCACAGUAUCAUCGAGAAAGCAAAAUUGUGGGAUGUAUCUAUGGUUACGCUUCACGGAAGAUCAAAAGAACAGAGAUACCUGAAGCUAGCAGACUGGAAGUAUAUUAAGGAGUGUGCAGUUGUUGCAGACCCAAUGCCAUUAUAUGGAAACGGAGACAUCUUCACAUACGAAGACUACAAAUACCAAAAGGAAAAUUCAGGUGUUGCAGGUGUAAUGAUAGGGAGAGGUGCCUUAAUUAAACCAUGGAUCUUCAAGGAAAUUAAGGAGGAAAAACAUUGGGACAUAACAUCAAGUGAACGUUUUGAUAUAUUGAAAGAGUAUGUUAACUAUGGGUUGGAGCACUGGGGAAGUGAUAAUGAGGGCAUUGAAAAGACUCGACGGUUCCUGUUGGAAUGGUUGUCCUUCCUCCAUCGUUAUAUUCCAGUUGGGGUCCUUGAGCAGACACAGAAAAUCAACCAGAGACCUCCACUGUACAGAGGGCGUGAUCACCUCGAAACUCUGAUGAUCUCCAAGUCCGCCAAAGACUGGAUCAAAAUCAGUGAGAUGCUACUUGGACCAACCCCUCCAGACUUUGAAUUUUUACCAAAACACAAAGCUAAUGCUUAUGGGUGAAGUCUAUUGCUAUGUAGUUUAAAUGUAAAUCAGAAUAGGUAUUACAUCUUAAAAUGUGAAGAAAUUGUCCAGUAUUUUACCAAGGAAAUUACAGUCUUUGAAAACUUAAGUUAUUGUAGUUUAUGGAGGUUUAAAAAAAUAAUAAUAAUUUUAUGUUCUGAUGGUUUAUACAAGCAUUAUUAAUACAGAUCUUUUGUCAUCAUCUGAUUUUAUUUUGUAUUAAUGACCCAACUUAAUAUUGCAUUUAAACACAUGGGAAAAGCAGCAUAAAAAUGCAAUUUACUUAUGUAUAUAAAGAGUUUUUAUCUUUGUUCAAAGAUUUUCAGAGAAUACCUUGUACUGCAGAGAAAAUAUGAAAUGUACACUCUAAAAGUC
Penaeus vannamei (Pacific white shrimp) is the source of this 1776-nucleotide messenger RNA. Lineage: Eukaryota; Metazoa; Arthropoda; Malacostraca; Decapoda; Penaeidae. The record is from RefSeq and is a predicted model, not a curated record.